Molecule: messenger RNA, 2025 nt
Organism: Mytilus californianus (California mussel)
Lineage: Eukaryota; Metazoa; Mollusca; Bivalvia; Mytilida; Mytilidae
Exons: 2
Coding region: 250-1332 (360 amino acids)
Biological process (GO): adenylate cyclase-activating G protein-coupled receptor signaling pathway
Cellular component (GO): plasma membrane
Molecular function (GO): G protein-coupled receptor activity
Source: RefSeq, a predicted model, not a curated record
CAUGGGACAAUACGUGAUAAUCGAACAUAUAUUAAAGACAUUCGGUAGCCAUUUAAAAGAGACUAUAUACCAUUUAGUCAUAUUGUGAUGCAAACUUGAAACGCCACAUAUUCUUUUUUGCAUUUAAAUUGAUAUUUCGCCGAUACAUAAAUCCGCAAAUACCAGGCGUUGUAAACUUUGACAUUACAGUUUUACUAUCAGGAUGAAACGCAUACUAAAACUUCCGUGUGUUCAUUAGAAGGUACGAAAAUGGCGUGUACUCAUACAAAUAUUACAUUUGCUGAAAGUGGAUACGAUAUUCCUGUGUUUGGUGCCGGUCACAGUUGUUUUUAUGUAAUUCACGUGACGGCCAUCGUCUGUUUGGUGCUAUCUUUUAGCACUGCGAUAUCAGUGAUUAUCUCCUUAUUCAAAUCAAAAGCAAGAAAACCAUUCAUGACAUGGCAAAAACAUGAACGAUUUUUGAUAUAUAGAUGCAUUUGCGAUACUAUAUUCGGUUUUGUUCAUAGUUUGGACCACGGACAGAUGCUUUUUACACAGGACCAUGUCCGACCUCGUGGACUAUGCUCAAUGUAUGCAGUUAUUAUAGUAAAUCUAUGCGUAUCUCAAAUGAACCUAUCUCUAUCGUCUGCCUUCAAUGCACUUUUAUCAGUAUAUUUUAGGAAGAAUUUUGAUUUUGGACGAAAUGACUGGAAACUGCUGGUGUUUAUUUUCUUGAUUCCUUUCAUAGUAGUGGUUGUUAUUUGGUCUUUGGGCGUAUUAGGUCCAGGUGGAUUUCUAUGUGUGUUUGAUUCUGUAAAAGGGAUAAUAGCCAACAUCGUGCUCAGCACAGGGUUGACCAGUGUGGUCUUGCUAGCGCUUUCUGUAUUUUAUGUUUUAACAUGGAGGCGAAUUUAUAAGGAGGCAGCGGUCCUUAGAGCUCAAAUUGGCAAUAAAGGAGUUGCAAGAAGUGCAACGCUUAAAUCUGCGAAGGCCAUGUGUUUAUUUGUAGUGUUUUACAUAAUUCAAUGGACACCCGUUAUCAUCUAUGGAACUUGGCAGGUGAUUUCAAAUGUUCCGUUCGAAUUAUUCGUAGCAGUUGUCAUGAUGACCAAUCUCAAUGGGGUUUUCAGCGGAAUACUUUAUUUAAUCAACAGAUCAAAGACAAAAUCGGUCUCAAACCACAACACAGGGAUGAAUGCGGACACUAUGAGAAGUAAAACAAAAUGUGCGUGCGCUGAACGAAAUAAACCAUUUACACCUGGUAACUUGAUGCGCAUAGAUUUGAAAGAUAAGAAGCACACGCAUGUCAGUGUUGUAGUAUUAAACAGAAACCCAACAACACAUGUCAGUUGAGUGUCAACAUGCUUGGGUAAAACAAAAGGAAAACAAAAUAUUUUAUGGAAAUGAAAUAGGGGAUGAUUAGCACCCAAUGUUGAGAUGUACGUAUUAUUCAGUUACUAAAACAAUACAUAGUAAGAAACUAUUUUGUUCAUUGUUAACCAGGAAAAUUCAAGCAAAUAAUGACCCAGAACCAAAACCUUAAGCGGUAACGAACGCAAAAUGUGUUGAAAUAACCUGUGAAGCCAAACAUUAAUUUCCAGUGUAAAUAGUGUACAGUGUUUUUGUCAUUGGUGGAGAAACAUAAGCUAAAAUUUGUUUUUGUCCCGGCUGAUAAGCCUGCCAAUAAUAUCAUUAUUGUUUGACGUAAAUUUUACAUUGAGGUUCUGCAAAAGGAAAUCACGAAUUCACCAACAUUCAAACUGACUUCAUUUUCGGAAAAAUGACGUCUGUAACAAACAUAAACUUUAAGCCACCUCUUUACAAGCAGAACCAAAUAUAAUGAAAGUUCCAACUGUGUACUGGAUUCCGAAGCUGCACAAAACACCUUACAAAUAUAGAUUUAUUUCGUCUUCAAGCCAUUGUUCCACUACUAAACUGUCUAUUCUACUUACUAGUACACUUGGUACAAUAAAAAACCUAUUAAUAAAUUGUUCAAAUAAGGCCUUUGAAAAUAGUGGAAUUAAUUACUUUUGGAGUGUCAAAAAU